Messenger RNA from Acipenser ruthenus (sterlet), 7408 nucleotides. RefSeq names its product zinc finger protein castor homolog 1-like. Bases 982 to 6927 code for a protein of 1981 amino acids. The transcript is spliced from 22 exons. Gene Ontology annotation, molecular function: RNA polymerase II transcription regulatory region sequence-specific DNA binding; DNA-binding transcription factor activity, RNA polymerase II-specific. Gene Ontology annotation, cellular component: nucleus. The record is from RefSeq and is a predicted model, not a curated record. NCBI's taxonomy places the organism in Eukaryota, Metazoa, Chordata, Actinopteri, Acipenseriformes, Acipenseridae. Gene Ontology annotation, biological process: regulation of neuron differentiation; positive regulation of transcription by RNA polymerase II.
GAAAGAUUAUUGAGAGGAAAGAAAAUAGUUUGUUUAAAACUGAACAUCGUUUUUCGCUUAAGUUGUGUUAGUUUUACUGAGAGUAGACGAAUAGGGACAAAUGUUCACGAAAAGGCAGUUGACAGAAAUGCUUUGAAAUGCUUUACACCCCGAGCAGCUGCUGUUUUCAAUAACCAGUUAGUUACCCAGUGUCAAAACAGACGGCUCUCAUCCCUAUCAAAUUCAACUCGACCUCGCUGAAACGAACGCUGUUUUUAAUGUAAUGCUGCCGUAGUGGAAACUUUUUUUUAAAAAAAACAUACUUUGCAAUAUUUUGUUAUUUAACCAAAAUAUCGAGAGAAAACUGAACUGCCUUGAAAAAAAAUGCUGGUAUCCAAGGACUGAUUAGAUGACACGCAGUGUAUUAAAAUUUGCAGACAUUUUAACAGCAAUAUGCAAGAUAGUUAGAGUCCCCCGGGGCAGCAGCAUUUUUUAUAUCUUUCACACAAGGUCAAAACCCCAUCUCUGCCUGUGUGUCUGUGUGUGUGUAAGACUCGUAGUUGAAAAAGGGCCAUCGUUUUCAGAGUAUUGUAAUGUAGUUACUUAGGAGAUUGAGAGAGAGGGAGUACUGAACCACAGACUGGAUCAUUUUGGUUUCUCAUUUACUGUGUACUCGUGUUUGAUUUCGCGUUAGGUUUAGUUCUUAAUAUUUCUGAGAACAGCUAAGGCUACGUUUUUCAAAGGCGAAAUGGGUCUCCUUUAUUUAAAAAAUGGAAGGAAAAAGAAUCCAUCUGGUGUAUAAAUAAUAUAGAUGACUCAAGUCGGUUCCUGUUGCUGUUUGUGCUUGCGCUCCGUUCAUCCCCUUGACAUCUCUCUGGAGGCUUGUUCUCGACGCUAUGAGGAUGAAGUAAUUUCCAGUAAAGAGUAAUUGCUCCCACAAAAAGAAUACAAGAUUUCAUCAUGAGCUAAAAAUAGGGGAGUUUGAAGACAGAUUUUCAUAAGAUGCUGCUUAUCCCUUACACGGAAAGAACUUUAUGCACUGAAAAGACCUCAGGUAAAUCCAAGAUGGCCGCCAAACGGAAAGGUGGCCUAAAACUGAACGCGAUCUGUGCCAAGCUGAGCCGGCAGGUGGUCUACGACGAUGUCUCCCAGCAUGGAGAGGGAGACCUGAGCACACAGGAGAAUAGCGAGCGGGAGGGCUCCUACCAUGAAGACCUCGACAGGUCCGAGGCUGAGUUUACAGAAGGACUAAACGAUAUCCAAAGCUUCGAGGAAGACAAGAGGCGGAGGGAGGCCAUUGAGAAAUGGGUAAAUGGGGAUUAUUCGGACGAGCCCCCCAUGGACCACAGGGAGGCGAGGGUAAGGAAAGCCAUCGCUGGCGAGGAGCGCCCCCCUGAAGGGGUAUACAUGGUACAGCCCAAAGGCUGCAGUGAUGAGGAGGACAAUGCAGAGGACCUGGAAGAGGUUCAGGGGUCACAGGACGGCAGUUACCAUGACGACAGGGAUUCCGAGGAGGCUGCCCACAAGGAGGACAGCUACAAUUCUUCCAGCGAGACUCCUGUUAGGCAGGUCCCCUUUGCUUCCCCAGGGGAAGCCUCUGCCCUCCGUGACUAUGCAGCAAACACCAUGAAUGAGUUCCUGGGCAUGUUCGGUUACGAUGACCAGCAGGUGAGGGAUGAACUGGCCAGGAAGAUAAGCUUCGAAAAGCUGAAAGCUGCUACCUCAGAGUCCUCCCCCCUUUCAAAUGACGAGGUCACCCGGCGGGCUCGCUUCUCCAAGUACGAGGAGUACAUCCGCAAACUGAAGGCCGGCGAGACUCUACCCUGGUCGGUGCACGCCCCCAAACCCGAGGACUUGAACUCCAGACUGGCGCAGGAAAAGGGGGCCCUACUCCAGCCGGCUGGGCAGCUGCACAGCCCUGAGGGACAGAUUCUCCCGCCGGACCCCAAGGGCGUCACCCUGUCCGUACCUCCCACCAGCUCCUCCCAAAUGCAGAGCCUGGCUUCCCGGGCUUCAAAGUACGACUUCUUCAUCCAGAAGCUGAAAACCGGUGAGAGCUUGCGGCCGCAGAAUGGCAACACCUACAAGAGGCCCUCCAAGUAUGACCUGGAUAACGUCAAGUACCUGCACCUGUUCAAGCCUGGGGAGGGCAGCCAGGACAUGGGGGGAGCCAUUGCCUUCAAAACUGGAAAAGUAGGAAGGCCUUCCAAGUACGAUAUCCGCAACAUCCAGAAGCUGAUGCCGGUGAAGACGGAGCCAGCUCUCAUCCUGCCUCCGCUCUCGGGAACGGCAGGGGCACUGGGAACGGCUGCUACUGCAGCCUCAGCCACCGCUGCUAUAGGGGAGCAGUCUCCACACCUCAGCUUCAACACCCCCGAGCACAUGAAAUCCAGCUUCUCUAAGACUGACUCCAUCACCACUGGAACUGUGUCUACAGUCAGCAUGCACCUUGUGGGCAAGAGAUGUGUAGCAGCGGAACCCAGUACACCCAGUCAGAUCGGACAGGCUAUUCAUCACAACAUGAAUGGAUUGCCAGCAGAGAAAACAGUCAUUGAAGAUGUCAAUCUGUACCAGAAAUAUAUUGCCAGGUUUUCUGGCAGCCAGCACUGUGGACACCUGCACUGUGCCUACCAGUAUAGAGAGCACUACCACUGUCUGGACCCUGAGUGCAACUAUCAGAGAUUCACCAGUAAGCAGGACGUCAUCCGGCAUUACAACAUGCACAAGAAGCGGGACAACUCCCUGCAACACGGGUUCAUGCGCUUCAGCCCACUGGACGACUGCAGCGUGUACUACCACAGCUGUCACCUGAACGGCAAGAGCACGCACUACCACUGCAUGCAGGUGGGUUGCAAUAAAGUGUACACCAGUACUUCAGACGUGAUGACUCACGAAAACUUCCACAAAAAGAACGCCCAGCUUAUCAACGAUGGCUUCCAGAGGUUCCGGGCCACUGAGGACUGUGGGACAGUGGAGUGUCAGUUCUACGGGCAGAAAACCACACACUUUCACUGCAGACGGCCGGGCUGUACCUUCACCUUCAAAAACAAAUGCGACAUCGAGAAGCAUAAGAGCUACCACAUCAAGGACGACGCGUACGCCAAGGACGGCUUCAAGAAGUUCUACAAGUAUGAGGAGUGCAAGUAUGAGGGCUGCGUCUACAGCAAGGCCACCAACCACUUCCACUGCAUCAGAGCGGGCUGCGGCUUCACCUUCACCUCCACUAGCCAGAUGACCUCCCACAAGCGCAAGCAUGAGAGGCGCCACAUCCGCUCCUCAGGCGUGCUGGGCCUGUCCUCCUCCUUCCUGGUGCCCAAGGAAGAGCCCGAUGAGUCCAGCAACGAUGACCUCAUGGACUUCUCUGCCAUCAGCAGCAAGAACUCUAGCCUGAGUGCCUCGCCCACCACUCAGCAGUCCUCCUCAGUGCCCCACAUGCUUCCGACGCCUACCACCGCCAUCUCCUCCAGCCAGAUGGUCAAGCCCACCACCAGCCUCCCGCUGGCCAGCAAGAUGUCCAGCCUCCUUGCCCAGGCCCUCCCCAGCAGCAUGCCCGUGGGCCUGGCUCUCUCCGGCUCCAACCCCUUUUUCCCCAUCAUCCCCAGGCUUCCGCUGCAACUCCCUGUCUCUGCUGCCAGCUUGAUCUCGGCAGUCUCUUCCAAUGCUGCUUCGGCGCCCACAGAGUCCCUCUCCCAGAGUGGAUCAGCCUCCGGGGAGCCAGCCCCUGACGUCACCUCCUCGUCACAUACAGCAUCCUCCAUCAUGGAGAAGAUCUCGGCCAGCAAGGGCUUGAUAUCCCCCAUGAUGGCCAGACUGGCAGCUGCUGCCCUAAAGCCUUCUGGGAACCCAGAAACAGGGAUUGGCCAGCAAGCUCUACCAGGGCGGUUUAAUCUGGUUCAAGUGAAGCAAGAGCCCAUGGAUGGCACCACUGUGGCUUCUCAGGAUUCCAUGCAGGAACAGAGCUUGGAUCUCAGCAAGAAGGACCACAGUAAUGAAUCAAACGGACACCCUGCACCGGCAAAUACAUCUCUUUUAUCCUCGCUUAUGAAUAAGUUUUAUCUUUUGCAGAUGUCGCAGGCGAACGCAGGAUUUUUUAACGCAAUGAACGUUAAGGCGGAGGUGGAGAGCAGCCAGACGGGAGAUGGCUCGGAAAUGGCCCAGUACCUGAGCAGAGUGAUGAAGACCCCGGCACAGGAGAAGCCAGUCGAGUUCUGGAGGACCUACCUGAGGAGGUUUGACACUGAGGAUUACUGUGAGACGCGGUGUGAUUUUCUACAUAAAGUUCAUUUCCACUGUUUGGUGGAGGACUGUGGGGCUCUGUUCAGCACCCUGGAUGGAGCAGUCAAGCACGCCAACUUCCAUUUCAGAGCCACACUGAAAGUAAAGUCAGAGCCAUCUCAGAAUCCUCCCUCAGAGGCAGGGCUCCCCCAGCUGCCCGCCCCGGUCUCCAUGUCCUCCACUCCCAGCCUGGACCUGCCCACCAUGAGCCCUGUGGGCAGCUUCACCUCCGCCCCUUCGCUUCUCACCUGGAAGCAGCUCCCCCAGCUCCCAGCCUCUGUACCCAGCUUGGCUGCCUCCUCACCCCUGGCAACCACCUCCCUAGAGAACUCCAAGCCGCAGGUCAAACCAGGAUUCCUCCAGUUCCACGACAAUGAUCCUUGCCUUGCGACAGACUGCAAGUACUCCAACAAGUUCCACUUCCACUGUCUCUUUGGGAACUGCAAGUACGUGUGCAAGACGUCCGGCAAGGCCGAGUCCCACUGCCUGGACCACAUCAACCCCAACAACAACCUGGUGAACGUGCGAGACCAGUUCGCAUACUACUCCCUGCAGUGUCUCUGUCCCAACCAGCACUGCGAGUUCCGAAUGCGAGGGCACUACCACUGUUUGCGGCCCUCCUGCUAUUUCGUCACCAACAUCACCACCAAGCUGCCCUGGCAUGUAAAGAAGCACGAGAAGGCAGAGCGCAGGGCGGCCAAUGGCUUCAAGUACUUCACCAAGCGGGAGGAAUGUGGCAGACCAGGCUGUAAAUACAACCAGGUGAACAGCCAUUUCCACUGUAUCCGAGACGGGUGCUUGUUCUCCUUCCUGCUCAAACAUCAGAUGACCUCCCACUCCCGGAAGCACAUGAGAAGAAUGCUGGGCAAGAACUUCGACAGACUCCCAUCCCAGAUGGCGUCACAUUCUCAAAGGCAGGAGGAGAUGCAUCACAUGGCAAACAUGUCAUCCGGGUCAGUGGGCCAAUCCGGCCUGGCCCAGAGUUUCAUGGAUGAAACAGACGACUACAUGGACUACAUGGGGGGUGGGAGCCCGCUGGGGAUCUCGUCCGAGUCCUCGAACCCAGACCGCAGCUGCAGCAGCACCCCGGUGGGCAACGAGAGCUCCUCAGCAGGCUGCCUGGUCACCUAUCCUGCUGCUGUGUAUGCCACACCCCCUUCCACUGACGCUACAGCCACCCACAGUGCACUGCAACCUCCACCGCCUCCUCAGCCACUGCUCCAAGCUCCGCCUCCAUCUUUCCCACAAGCCCUGCUCAGGCCUCCUCUUCCUUCCCUUCCAUACCUCCUCUCUCCAUCCUGUCUCUCAUACUCUCUGCUCAGCGCCACUCUGGGAGCCGCCCGGAGCGUUGUCAUGCCAACCACUACGCCAGGUUUCAGUCCAAUCAUUGCCUCUCCGUCUCCAGUUAAAAGUGAUGUCCCGAUAGUACAAGAUGCUGCAGGCAACACCAUUUCCAUGCCUACGGCAUCCGGGGCAAAAAAGCGCUUCUGGAUCAUCGAGGAUAUGUCGCCGUUCGGCAAGAGGCGCAAGACGGCCUCGUCGCGGAAGAUGCUGGACGAGGGCAUGAUGCUGGAGGGCUUCCGUCGUUACGACCUGUACGAAGACUGCAAGGACCCGGGCUGCCAGUUCUCCCUGAAGGUGACCCACUACCACUGCACUCGGGAGAACUGCGGCUACAAGUUCUGCGGGCGCACGCACAUGUACAAGCACGCGCAGCACCACGACCGCGUCGACAACUUGGUCCUGGAUGACUUCAAGAGGUUCAAGUCCUCCCUCAGCUGCAACUUCCCCGACUGCCAGUUCUCCGGCAACAGCACCCACUUUCACUGCCUGCGCUGUGGCUUCCGCUGCACCGACAGCACCAAGGUAACGGCUCACCGCAAGCACCACGGCAAGCAGGACGUUAUCAGCGCCGCCGGCUUCUGCCAGUUUAGCUCCAGCGUGGACUGCGAGGUGGCCGAGUGCAAGUACAAGCUCAAGUGCUCCCACUUCCACUGCACCUACCUCGGGUGCAAGCACACCGUGGUGGGCAUGUCCCAGAUGGACUCCCACAAGCGCAAGCACGAGAAGCAAGAGCGGGGCGAGCUGCCCUCCAUCUCCCCGAGCCGAGAUGGUCCCAUGGCAGGAGGAGCAGUUAUCCCCCCGGACUCUCCCAAAGAGGAAGGCUCCCUCGGUAUCGCUCCCUGCUUCCCCCCUGCCGCCAUCUCCUCUGAGUAUGACCCGCAGGUGUCCUCCAUCAGCCUGGACAGCUCCCUCAAUCUGGGCAUCGACACCAGCAGCUCCCUGUUCUUCCUGAAGAAUGCCGCAGGCAUUGGCCUCAAUGACUCCCUGGACCUCAGCAAGAAGUCCCACCACGGUGCGCUUGAGGUGGCCACCUCUUCCCCCAACACCAUCAACACGCAGGCACCUCACGAUGAGAACACAGUGACUUCAGGGGACGUGGAGGACGACCUGUCCCCCGAAGAGGAGGAGGAUGAUGAUGAUGAAGAGGAUGAGGAAGAGGAAGACGAGGGAGAGGAGGAUGACGAUUUGAACACAGACUCUUAUGAAGACUCCGUGCCCGAGCCCGAGGGCUUGGCCGGUGGAAAAGACAAUGGAGAGAGUUUCGAUGCUUCCACAAACUACGCAGAUGCUUCCGGUCUGGCUGAUAACAACGUAGCGGCUGAUCCCUAAACAUUUAGAUUAAAUAAAAAUGAGAAGGCGAUAUGUAAAUCUGUAUGAAAUGAACAAAAAACAAUAAGUGGCUUCAGUUAACAUAUUAAGGACAAAACACAAACUAUUUAUGACAGCCCAAAUUCGUUAUUAUAAUUAUGUUUACAAGACGACCAACAUUAUUGAUUUUAAUAUGCAGAAGAAGAAAAACUAAAUGGAGCCUGUCUUCACACAAGGGCUGGGCAGAAUGUAAAGCGUUUGCUACACAUCAGUGCAUGUCUGUUUUUUAUUUAUUUUUUUGUUUGUAAUUGUUUUUCCCCCAGAGUGUGAAAAGUGGGGGUGGGGGUGUGUGUGUGUGGAGGUUGAUAUACUGUACUGUUGUAAGGCAUUUAUAGCAGACUUUUAGUAGACUGCUGAACCCUUAUUAUCAGUAAAAGGGAAAUCAAUAUACAAUUAUAUAUAUAUUUAUAUAUAUAGAGAGAGAUAGAUAUUAUAUAUAUAU